Grammomys surdaster is the source of this 721-nucleotide messenger RNA. RefSeq names its product olfactory receptor 4D1. Gene Ontology annotation, molecular function: G protein-coupled receptor activity; olfactory receptor activity. Gene Ontology annotation, cellular component: membrane. NCBI's taxonomy places the organism in Eukaryota, Metazoa, Chordata, Mammalia, Rodentia, Muridae. Gene Ontology annotation, biological process: G protein-coupled receptor signaling pathway. The transcript has a single exon. The coding region runs from base 34 to 684 and encodes 216 amino acids. The record is from RefSeq and is a predicted model, not a curated record.
UCUGAGAAGAAGACCAUCUCCUACCGAGGCUGCAUGGCACAAAUCUUCUUCUUCCACCUUCUGGGAGGUGGGACAGUCUUCUUCCUCUCAGUGAUGGCCUAUGACCGCUACAUAGCCAUCUCCCGGCCCCUCCACUACGUCUCCAUCAUGAACACCAGGCUGUGCAUGGGGCUGGUGGUGGCUGCCUGGGUAGGAGGCUUUGCUCAUUCCAUUGUCCAGUUGUCUCUGAUACUCCCAUUGCCCUUCUGUGGCCCCAAUGUCCUGGAUAACUUCUACUGUGAUGUCCCCCAAGUGCUGAGACUUGCCUGCACGGACACCUCCCUCCUGGAGCUCCUCAUGAUCUCCAACAGUGGGAUGCUGGUCCUCAUCUGGUUCCUCCUCCUUCUGGUCUCCUACACUGUCAUCCUGGUGAUGCUGAGGUCACACUCAGGGCAGGCAAGGAGGAAGGCGGCCUCCACCUGCACCACCCACAUCAUCGUGGUGUCUAUGAUCUUCAUUCCCUGCAUCUAUAUCUAUUCCAGGCCCUUCAGUCCCUUUCCCUUGGACAAAGCUGUGUCCAUCAGCUACACGGUCUUGACCCCCAUGCUAAACCCCAUGAUCUACACGCUCAGGAACCAGGAGAUGCAGGCAGCCAUGAAGAGACUAGCAAAGCACAUAGCGCUUACUAAAAGAGAUGAGCUUUAAACAGAUUGUCUUCCAAUGGCAGAUUUCUCUGGACUUG